UUAUUAUCUUGCGUCACUUAAAAGUAUUUUAAAUUUUUCUCCGAGCAGCGUUUCGCUUGGAGAGAUUUUGAUUUUGACCCUGAUGAGCGAUAACGAAAUCCCUGGAAACUUUUAAUGCCAGUACAAGUUUCUGUUUCUCUUUCUGUCCGACUGCCAGUCAAUUUGUAGCAUUUGAAUAAAAUGGACGCAGCUUAUGUGAAGUUUAUGAUGUGCCAGUGCCUUGUGAAUCGGGCGGACUGGGGCUUAGCCGUGGGUUGUAUAAAUGUCGUCUACUCCUUCUUCCUUUUCCAGUUCUGGGUGGUGGAGCUAGUUAAGUCGCUCGCCAAUUAUCCCGUCAAGUGGGUCUUGUUGUAUGGAUUCAACGUGAUGUUUAAUGUAAUCACCAUGAUGCGGAUUGUGAAAAGGGAGAGUAUGUCAGUCUUCUACUGGAUGUGCGAAACAGCUGCCCUCUUAAUAUUUCGGAUACACCACCUAUAUUACAAGGAGGACGAUUUUUGGCUAGCAAAGAGCCAUUUGUACCGUGCUUCUAACAUUGUUAUCGAUGUUUACAUUGGCUUAUCGAUGCUGGCCAUGAUUUAUGUCAUGUUUGGAUUGCGUUUGGAUCCAGACCGCCAAUUUCCCGACGAAGAAGAAAUGCUCGACCAUUGCAAAUUCGACCCUCAGGCAGCUGCUGCUAAGGCAGCUACCCAAAAGGAAAAGGUCUUCGAAAGUCAGAAGGAAAAUGAGAAUGAGCCACUGGCCAAAGAAAAAGAAGUGGAAAAUGUUUAUGAUAUAGAGGAAUUAGACCAACAUGCCAUUCAAAAACUAGCUGAUCUCGUUGAGAAGAGAGCAUUUUCCAGUCAAGAAGUUACAAUGCCCUGCGAACCCACUGCUCCCGAAGAGGAAGUCCACGAGAUUCCGGAACCUUCAGCUCCUCCAGAAAGUACUCUCUCCUUCGAUGAGGAUUUCUUCUAUGAGAUCAAUGAUUUUGAAGUCGGCGGCGAUCAAGGAAAUGACAUGUCAUUGGAUGAAUAGAUAGCCAUAAGUUUUAGUUUCGCUUG
Drosophila gunungcola (fruit fly) is the source of this 1040-nucleotide messenger RNA. RefSeq lists its product as uncharacterized. NCBI's taxonomy places the organism in Eukaryota, Metazoa, Arthropoda, Insecta, Diptera, Drosophilidae. The record is from RefSeq and is a predicted model, not a curated record. The coding region runs from base 181 to 1014 and encodes 277 amino acids. The transcript has 4 exons.